CCCUCUCUAUUGGUCGAGCUUCCUUUUCCUUGACUUGAUGUCGGCAGUCAUUUUAUGUAUUUUUUUUUGUUGCUUCUAUCGUCCUUCCCUUUAAGAUAGAUGAAACGUUGUUACAUAUCUCAGUGAACGUUGCUUCAUGACAUCUCUAGGUGAAGAGUCAGUUGAUAGAAAUGUAGGCUUUCGGUGAAGAUUACUCGGGUAUUUUCAUAGAAAGACUGCAGGAAGAGAAGAGAGGGAGAGAGCGAGAGGAGUGUUUCAUUGUGACAACCGAAGUCUAGCCUACAGGAACUGCAGCGCUACAGCCAUGGAUGUAGACGUGGUGAACAUGUUUGUCCUGGCGGGAGGAACUCUAGUCAUCCCUAUCCUGGCCUUCUUUGCCUCAUUCUACAUGUGGCCUGCUGCUAUCAUCCAUGUCUACAACUGGUACUGGCGUCGGCGGCUGGGCCUGCAGGUUGUCUACUCUGAGAACAGAGGCUACCGGUUCUGUUACUCCCACAGAGGGAAGCCUGGUCCGGGCCGCCCCACUAUUCUCAUGCUCCACGGGUUUUCUGCUAACAAGGACAUGUGGCUGCCUGUGGCUAAGUUCCUGCCCAAGCACCAGCACCUGCUGUGCAUUGACAUGCCCGGACACGAGGGCACCAGCCGAACCGAUGCCAGAGACUAUUCCAUAGAGGGACAGGUCAAGAGGAUACGACAGUUCGUGGAGAGUGUCCGUCUGACCAAGAGGCCCUUCCAUCUCGUGGGCACCUCCAUGGGAGGAAACGUAGCUGGAGUGUACGCAGCCCGUUACCCCAACGACCUUUGCAGUGUCACCCUCAUCUGUCCGGCAGGUCUUCCUACCGAGAGUCCGUUUGUGGAGCGUCUGAGGGAGUUGGAGAAGGACCAGGAACUGAGUGGGAGCCUGGAUCCCCAGGGCAUCCCUCUGAUCCCCUCUACCCCAGAGGAGAUGGACGAUAUGCUCAAACUCUGCUCUUUCGUACGCUUCAAGAUCCCUCAACAGAUUCUUCAGGGAUUGGUGGAUGUUCGAGUUCCAAACAACGACUUCUACAGAGAGUUGUUCAUGGAGAUCGUAGGAGAGAAGUCCAGACACUCCUUACAUGAGAACAUGCAUCUAAUCACAGUCCCAACACAGGUCAUCUGGGGGAAGCAUGACCAGGUGGUGGAUGUUUCUGGAUCAUCUAUGCUGAAGGAGGCCGUCUCUGGCUGUCAGGUGGACCUGCUGGACAACUGUGGUCACUCUGUGGUGAUGGAGCGACCUCGCAAGACAGCUCAGCUCAUCAUGGACUUUAUCAAUAACCAACACAACACUGGCUCUGGCUCCAACAAGAAACUCUCCUGAGACUGACUACCUGGAGCUUAGACUUUAUAGUGCCCGUUUCCCGGGCAAAGUUAAACCUAGUCCUAGACGAAGAAGCACUUUCAAUGGGUGUUUGAUCUCCAUUGAACAUGCGUUUCAGUCAGGGACAAGGUUUGUCAAAGACUAGGUUCCAGCCAGCGACUAGGUUUCAGUCAGGGUUUCAGGUUUAAUUCGGGAAUAGAUUUCAUUUAGGGUUUCAGGUUUCAGUCAGGGACUAGGUUUCAGUCAGGGUUUCAGGUUUCAGUCAGGGACUAGGUUUCAGUCAGGGACUAGGUUUCAGUCAGUGUUUCAGUCAGGGACUAGGUUUCAGUCAGUGUUUCAGGUUUCAGUCAGGGACUAGGUUUCAGUCCGGUACUAGGUUUCAGUCAGGGUUUCAGUUUUCAGUCGGGGUUUCAGUCAGUGACUAGGUUUCAGUCAGAGUUUCAGGUUUCAGUCAGGGACUAGGUUUCAGUCAGGGACUAGGUUUCAGUCAGGGACAAGGUUUCAGUCAGGGUUUCAGGUUUCAGUCAGGGUUUCAGUAAGGUACUAGGUUUUAGGUUUAAUCUGUGUCCAGGAAACCAGCCUACAGUGAGUGUUUAUCUGUAAAAAAUCUAAUAAUCUGUAAAUGAUGUAGUAAUAUUUUUGUAAUCUAGUCCUCAGGGAAUGAGCCCAUCAACCAGCUGACUGCGGUUUCAUGCUUGAAUUUGAUUUUAAGGUGAAGGAAGACUGUGUAAAAUACUGGGAUACAAUAUUGUGACAUUGUAUUUAUUUAGUGAUUUAAGGACCUUCAUUUCAAAUGUUAUAUUCUUUGUUUAAUUGCCAAUGUGUUACUAAACUUACUUAAAUGAUUUUGCCAAAACAUGAUUUUAUAUUGUAUUUGAGUUUGUGUUACCUCUGAGUCAGCUGAAGGACUGUGGUCGGUAAGUGUCUGAGACUGAUCCCGCCUGAAAACACAAGAUGUAAAGGAAGACACAAACUCAAAUCAAACUACUUCUAGUUGUUGUUAAAUUGAUUUGUCUUGUUGAAGGUUGGUACAUGGUCUUACUAUUAUCCACAGACAACAUAUUACACCUUGUACAUUAGGAACAUUAUUGAAGGAACAUUUGUCAUUGUGUUUUAUGAUCAAAUAAAUGUUAUUAAAAACAAUGGAGCUACAAUCACAUACAUUUUGUAAUACUAUUAACCAAGUACUUUUUCUUCAAGCGCUGCUAUACCCUGUUAUAUGUGAUAUAACCUGAUGGUAUCGAUGCAUGACGAUAGAGUAUCGAUGCAAUGAGACACAACAACCAACGCCUGCAUAUUUUCAAGUUUGCCAUGCCAUGUCGUUAAGUUACACUGAGACAAAAAAAAAUAUUUGUGACACUUGUUAUCUUUGUACAUGUUAAUGAGUUGUCAAUCUACUCAAUGUUUUUGCUUGUUCACGUAAAGCACCAAAUAAAACUCUUUUCUCAUGCUGACAUGAAA
This is a messenger RNA of Oncorhynchus kisutch (coho salmon), 2800 nucleotides long. It is a transcript of the gene abhd6a, whose product is annotated as abhydrolase domain containing 6, acylglycerol lipase a. The transcript has 9 exons. Gene Ontology annotation, cellular component: AMPA glutamate receptor complex; membrane. The coding region runs from base 305 to 1339 and encodes 344 amino acids. Lineage: Eukaryota; Metazoa; Chordata; Actinopteri; Salmoniformes; Salmonidae. Gene Ontology annotation, biological process: acylglycerol catabolic process. Gene Ontology annotation, molecular function: monoacylglycerol lipase activity. The record is from RefSeq and is a predicted model, not a curated record.